UGUCCGGUAGACGUGAGAUUCUUCGCGUCUACGUUGCGAAUAAUUGGACAAUGAACUCUUGCUUGGAACUGGAACUCUUUGUUCAGUUACAGGGAGAUACCACAGCUUACUCACUGAGCUGGCUGAAGGACGUGGGCGACCUGAAGGCAUCUCCCGUCAAAGUGUAUAAUAGACAGGUGUUCGCGCAGCUGUACGUUCAAUACGCGUGUAGAGAGGCGCGAAUCUCACAUUCACGAAGUUGGAGCGAGAGGUGGAGAGAGGGAUGCAGUAAACAGUCCGUACUGCGGGCGUGGCGCGUACUUCAGAAUACUUUAAUACGUCCUUCGUUUACCUUUUAUCGCAUUACUGCGAAUAUUUUUAUUUUUAACAUGGGUAGAAAGUGUUGUGUUCCUAGCUGCAAAAGUGGGUACCUGUCGUGUACCGAGAAAUACUCGGUAUUCAGUAUCCCAGGAGACAAAGUACGGAAAUUUAAUAAGCUAAUUCCUAGAAAAGAUCCCAACAUAACUGCUAAAUAUUAUGUAUGUGAAAGACAUUUUGAGAAAAAAUUCAUAAUACGGGAAAUUAAAACUGAGUGCUAUUCCUACGCUUUGGAUAAACCUCGCCUAAGUGACGAUGCUGUUCCCACUAUUUUUCCAGAUUGCCCAUCGUAUUUGUCGAAAUUAAAAGCCAAAGAGCAAAGGCGAGUAAUUUGGGACACUCCUGUAAAUAAACGAAAGCGCUAUAAUGCUGGAAAUAAUCCUGGAAGUAGCAGUACUAGUGGUUAUGAUUUUGCAUCUGAUUCCUCAACGAACUUGGUGGAUUUCGCAAGUAAAAUAAAUUUUAAUAAGGACAUCAGUUUACCAUCAAAUUGGGCCACUCACUAUUUACAAUCAAAUCUCGCCUCAUGUAUUAUUUAUUUUUCAAAGGUGGUAGUUUAUGAAAGCCGUCCUAUUACUCAAGUUAGUUUAAUGUUGGAAAAAGCAACUUUAAAAUGCUUUGUUUUUAACAAAGAUACCAACACUUACAAUUUGGAUCAUUUAAAAACUGUUCAAGAUUUUAAAACAUAUAUAACUGACACUAUUACAGCAUUUGACAAUUUUUUCUACUGCUAUGGAUAUCCGAACUCUAAGGUACCCUCUCAUUUUUGUAAUAAGAAUUACCUUAAAGAUUCUUAUGUAAAUGUAUGGAGACAUUCAAAAUGCUCUUACUUUACUGAAACUGUUUCUACAAAAAAUACAAGAGUAAAUAGAUGUACCCAAUGCAGGAAAAUUAAUAGGUGUUUAUAGCUACGAUCUUAAACGAAUAGGUAAAUUUGUCGCAAAAUCAAAACGAAUGCAAGAGAGACACAAAACUGUCUUAACGAAAAAUAUGAAUAAAAUUAAUGAGACGACGUUAAUGAAAAAAAUAGAUGACCUAGAGAAUGUUUCAUCCAAAUGUGGCAAAUUGGCGUAAUAUAAAAAAAUCCAAGAUGUUGGGGUUAAUAAAAAUGAUAAUGAUACCGACCGGACAGCAUCUGCAGAUAAACAAGCAAAUGAUGCUCUAGUAUUUAUGUUUCGUUCAUUCGCGGAAGACUGUAGAGUUAUGUCAACCAGUAGCAGUUUUUGCAUCUAAACGACCAACGCCAAUAACGUUGGUGUUGGUACAAACUUACCCUUGUUUACAUAUGCAGAUGUAUGUUAACAUGGUUUAAACAAGCAGCUCUCUAACAAGAUACAAAGGGUGCGAAAUUGCUGUAUAUGGUACGUUUGUAACAUAACAUAUAUAGUCAUAGUGAAUAAAAGACCGUGUUACCUACUUGCUUAACCAGAACCUUACACAGUUUUCAUAGUUACGGCACGCGAACUACGGACUUCGUCAUACCAAAAGUUAACACACAAGCUUGGUACACGUCGUUUUAUGUCUAAGCCCUGUACUAUGGAACUCAUUACCAUCCAAUAUUCGGCCAACACGUGAUUGCAAGAACUUCGCUCGAUAGUGCUUUCAGAUUUUAUUGUUACAUCAGAACUUUAAGUAUUGUUUUGUUUAUUGCAGCCCAUAUUUUUCUUUUCUUUUUGAAAUUGACUGUACCUAUUUUAACGUACUUAUGCUUACUUUACGUAAUUGCCUAAUUUAUUGUUGUUUUCAUGCUUAGUUUUGUUAAUGUAUCUAUUGACAUAAUAUUGAUUUACUUAAUAUUCUAAUGUACCUUGCAUAAACACAUUGCUAAGGUAAUUUCAGUAAAGAAGCAUGUGGUGUCUUUAUCCAUGAAAUAAUAUCGGCAAGUACAAAUUCUAAUAAUAAUGUGCUAAUAUGAAUAACUUGCAAAAAUAUAAUAUACUACUUACCUGUGGUUUUGUAUGUAAGAAUCAAGG
This is a messenger RNA of Photinus pyralis (common eastern firefly), 2330 nucleotides long. RefSeq lists its product as uncharacterized. NCBI's taxonomy places the organism in Eukaryota, Metazoa, Arthropoda, Insecta, Coleoptera, Lampyridae. Bases 51 to 1265 code for a protein of 404 amino acids. The record is from RefSeq and is a predicted model, not a curated record. The transcript is spliced from 4 exons.